AUGUCUGGCAUACACGAAGACGGCGUGCGCGGGGGAAGUAUUAUCAAAGACAUUGGUAGCGACGACGACUGGCAGCCCACGGUGAUCGAGAGCCUGUGUAUGAACUGCAUGCAAAACGGCACCACCAAACUGCUCCUCACCAGAGUCCCAUUCUUCAAAGAAAUCAUCGUAAGUUCUUUCAGCUGCGAUCACUGUCAUUGGUCCAACACAGAGAUUCAAUCCGCGGGAGAGAUCCAGGAGCAGGGCGUUACCUACACGCUGAAGAUCAAAACUAAAGAAGACUUGGACCGGGAGGUGGUCAAAUCUGACAGUGCAACAACUAGAAUCCCUGAGCUGGAGUUUGAGAUCCCUCCUUUCACGCAAAAGGGAUCAUUGUCAACUAUUGAGGGGCUGCUGGACAGAGCUGUGGAGGGGUUGGAGCAGGAUCAGCCAGCCAGGAGGGAAGCUGACCCAGAAUUGGCCACCAGUAUCGAUGGGUUUAUCAAAAAGCUACAGAAUUUAAAACACGUUGAGGAGGAAUUUACAUUGGUGAUAGAAGAUUCAUCAGGGAACAGUUUCGUGGAGAAUCCUGCGGCCCCCAAGAAAGAUGAGGCUCUGACUGUGACCAAGUUCAAGAGGACGAUCCAGCAAGACAUUCAGCUGGGGAUCCGAGCCGACGAUGACACAGAGGUGGAUGAAGAAGAGCCAGCUGAGAAUGUCGUAGAGGCAAUGAAAAAUGAGGUUUUGGUCUUCGACACCAAUUGCUCCCAGUGCUGUAAACCAGCUAAAACCAACAUGAAACUUGUCGAUAUCCCGCAUUUUAAAGAGGUCAUAAUUAUGGCGACUGUCUGUGACAUCUGUGGGCACCGGACGAAUGAGGUCAAGUCCAGUGGAGCAACCGAGAAGCUGGGAACUAAGAUCACCCUCCACAUCACGGAUGCUUCAGACAUGAGCCGAGACGUCCUCAAGUCCGAGACCUGCGGCGUACUCAUCCCUGAGCUGGAUUUUGAGCUGGGCAUGGCAGCGGUGGGAGGGAAGUUCACCACGCUGGAGGGGCUGCUUAAAGACAUCAAAGAUCUCAUUGUGGACAAGAAUCCCUUCAUCUCAGGAGACAGCGGCGCAUCCGAUACCCUGGCGAAGCUCAGAGAGUUUGGGAAGAAAAUUGACAUGGUGAUGGCAGCCGAAAUGGAUGUUCACAUAGUUUUGGACGACCCAGCGGGGAACAGCUACCUGCAGAAUGUGUACGCCCCGGAUCCAGACCCCGAAAUUACUAUCGAGAAAUACACGCGCACGUUUGAGCAAAAUGAGGAUCUUGGAUUGAAUGAUAUGAAAACGGAGGGAUAUGAAAAAGACGACAAAUUGGUCAAAACGACUUAA
Molecule: messenger RNA, 1356 nt
Organism: Knipowitschia caucasica
Lineage: Eukaryota; Metazoa; Chordata; Actinopteri; Gobiiformes; Gobiidae
Source: the annotation of a GenBank genome assembly